Neurospora tetrasperma FGSC 2508 is the source of this 450-nucleotide messenger RNA. RefSeq lists its product as uncharacterized. Lineage: Eukaryota; Fungi; Ascomycota; Sordariomycetes; Sordariales; Sordariaceae. The coding region runs from base 1 to 450 and encodes 149 amino acids. The transcript has a single exon. The record is from RefSeq and is a predicted model, not a curated record.
AUGAUUCACCUGGGCCUUUGCUGCAGAGUCACCACAAGUGGCGAGCAUUCUGCGUUGCCGCAGUAUCUCCUCAAGCUCCGCCUUUUUCUGCACUCAAACAUGCUCUUCAGUUCUCAGCAACGCUUGUUGAUGGCAUACAACAAAGAAGACCAAAUCUCGAGACACAAGUGCAAGAGCGCCCGACAGGAGAGGAGGGAGAGGGGCUCUGUUUCCGCUGCCGUCUUUGUGGGUAUUGGUGUGGGUAAUGGUGCUGGUGCUGGCGUUGAAGUUGGCGUUGGCUUGGGCGUUCGUAGAAGUGGUAACUGCGGUCGGGCUGAUCGGGGUGUUGAAGUUGAGCGGCGUCAUGUCGAACUGACUGCGCAAGAUGUUGCUUUUAACCCCAUGAUAGGCGGAGGGGGUAAGGGGGUGUACGGCCAGAACUGUAUGUGGGUCUAUGUUGAGCUCACGUAG